Molecule: messenger RNA, 291 nt
Organism: Caenorhabditis remanei
Lineage: Eukaryota; Metazoa; Nematoda; Chromadorea; Rhabditida; Rhabditidae
Exons: 1
Coding region: 1-291 (96 amino acids)
Source: RefSeq, a predicted model, not a curated record
AUGGAUGAAGCGAUCGACUGGUUCCGACAAAUGUGUCUUCAGAAGAACGUCACAAUCGGACAGUUUCAUAUCGAUACGAAUGGCGACUCGGAAAAAUUGACAGAAAAACUUGACGAAGUUUUGAAGAAAAGUGAAAUUCCACUUAAAAUCGAAUCUAUUCAUUGUGUGGGAACAGAAUCUAGUGAUUCGAUGUGGAAGAUUAUGGAAUAUUGUGAUAAGAGGCUGUUGAAAGAGAUGAAAAUGGAUCAGUUUUAUGAAGAUGAGAUUAAACUAUCCGAAUGGAAAUUCUAA